Molecule: messenger RNA, 2409 nt
Organism: Desarmillaria tabescens
Lineage: Eukaryota; Fungi; Basidiomycota; Agaricomycetes; Agaricales; Physalacriaceae
Exons: 11
Coding region: 61-2136 (691 amino acids)
Molecular function (GO): protein binding
Source: RefSeq, a predicted model, not a curated record
CCUUUUUGGACAUACUUCCCGACCACCAUCAUCUCCACUGCCAACUCUCUUGCAGCAAAUAUGCUGAUGAGACGUUCUGCAAGAAUGGCAGGAGCCCCUUCCAAACGGAAGAGUCUCUCUGAGCCAGAAUCCGACAGUUGGCAAUCAGACGAGAACAUCGAGAAGGAAUACGAUUUCGGUGGACGCAGCGAAGUGACAAAGCCUGGUUCAGCGAAACGAAGGCGAAUCAGUUCGAAUACGGCCGGAACGAAAAGGGCAACAAAGGUUACUCAAGGCAAACGGAAGGGAACUGGGAAGAAACAGCAAAAUCUCGGCCUGUUAUUAACAAUGCCGCUAGAUAUUCUCUUCGCGAUCUGUGGUAUGCUUUCUCCGCGAGACCUCGUCAAUCUAUCGCGGGUUGAUGCAAAUUUCUGCCGCACUCUGACCGCGCAUGAUGCAUCGUUCCUUUGGAAGGCGGUGAGGAAAGCGGAAGAGGGAAUCGAGCCAGCUCGAGGAAUUCCUGAAUACCGAUGGGUAGACCUGUUAUUUGGGAAACCAGUUUGUGAUAUUUGCCAUAUAAAGAAUGCCUUUGUCGACUGGAUUCCCCGACGACGUGUCUGCACGCAAUGCUCGAAGGCAAACUUGAUCGCUGCAUCAAGGGUUAGAAGACGCUUCCCCGGUGUCGAUGAUGACAUCUUGAACCUUAUUCCGCUUACAACUGCUGGACCGGGAAGAUUGUGCUCACGCAAGGGCUACUACUGGAUCUCUGACAUCACGGAGAUCCAAGCAAAGAUCAAGGAGCUGGAAGCAGACCCUGGGUUCUCCAAAUAUCUAGCCGUCUUUCGAAUGGAGCGGAAGAAGUUGGUCGAUGUCGUGACUAAAGAUGCCAAACGGUGUGAAGAAUGGAGUUGUGUUAAUGCUCGAAGGGAAGCGGAUGAGUCAGGUCGUCGGAGAGACGAGAGAUUUUUUAGGAUAAAGACCCACCUUUUGGAAUUGGGAUAUGACGAGAGGGAUGUUCAGGGCAUCAGACUGGAAUCGUCCGUCGUGCGUGACGCUGAGCUAACAUCACAGGGUUGGAACAGGAGCCGUCGGGGUCUCGAAGCGGUAAUCAAGAAAAACCGUGUUCAGCAAGCCAAAGCAGACCGUACUACCGCGUUAUUCAGCCGUGCUGAAAUUGUCAAAGGCAUUCUUAACAUGUACAAACAGCAAUUCCUGCCUGUGGUGUGGCGCGAAAUGCCUUCAUUUGCGGACGUUUGCACAUUCCCUGCAUUCAGGGUUGUUUUGGAGGCGCCAACAGAACUUGUCGUCACCGACGCCAGCUUUGUGGAUGCUAUGCAACAACUCCCAACUCUGAUUGCCGACUGGAAGUGCCGAAAGGAAUCCGAGCUGCGAGCCCAGGUCGCGUCUCUGGAAACUGAAGGAGUCGAUCCUUUGAAGCUAGCAACGGCCGUCUUCUCCUGUGAACACCAAUGUAAUGCUAUUAUCACGAAUACAGAUCUUUGGCGGCACCAAUGUGUUCCCUAUCUUAUUCGAGGACCAGGGAGCAUGCAUGACCAGUUCCCGGCCGCAGACGUCGAUGAUCUGUAUAAACACAUCGGAAAUACAACACUCGUCUUUGAUAGGACACGAUCUGCCAUCGCUGCCUCCUUGGUUCGACUCGCUUCUUGUGAUCCCGUCACAACAACCGCAGAGGAAAUGGAUGAUUUGAACCUUCGAUUUCUUUCUACGCAUGAUCUUGUUGGUGAAUAUUGUUCGGUCUUGGGCCCCACAGUCUACGGGCCUCCCAUCCUGACCUGGCGUGAAUGUGUACAUCAGGGCAACAUCAGUCCACACAGUGCAGGCACCGAGUUUGACUUUCGUCUUCUUACACCAGAGGAUGAGGCCAAGAAGAAGCGGGUUUAUGGAAAUGCACUCGAUUUUAGCGGGAGCUUAGAAUUUUUUCACUGUCAGCAUUGUUCUAAUCAUGUCGAUCCCCAGUCAUACGAGGAUGUCUCCAAGCAUGUCCAAGAUGUGCAUGAUGUUGUUGAUCCUCAGCUGGACCGUGAUCUGUUCUUGGCUCCUGGCAUAAAUUUACCUGUGGCACAGCGUCCGCCGUUGUCUAUUGUGGAGUUUGAAAGAGAAGAAAUGGACCCUUGGUCUGCUGAAGAUUAUUCAUGAUAGCACCACUGUUGUAUCUGGCGGGCUACGACAUUCUGAGUCCUUAAAUAUCAGAACAAAUCUGUUUCCUCUAAAAGUUAGCAUCAUUCCGAGGUGCAUCACAUCCGUUCCAAGGCGCCAUGGCGAUGCGCGUCUCUUCACUGAUUUGGAUGUGUAUCUGCUCGUACCUUGUCGUACCUUGUCCCUUAUCCAUUUUCUAGAGAGAAAAGUUGCUCAAAGAAGUGAGCCGGUGAGCAGCCGUUGUCUCUUUAUUCUGUUGCUCAUCUUCGUCUC